AUUUUUCCUGCAUCGGAAGGCUAUGGAUGCGGGCGGAAUGAAGGAGAGCUUGCAUUUGAAAGAUGCCAUUGCGCCUUUGGAUGGCCGACUGGAAGAAGGCAGGAAGAAAAAUACAGGUGGCACUGUGGUUUGCUUAUGGGACAUGUGCGCGUCACUUUCUGUUUCAGGAGACGACGUUCCCACUGGUCCUUUACGACCAAAGCGUGAACGACCAAAGGAGCUUCAGUUUGAUUUCGGAGAAACACUUGCCGGCUUGAGGUAAAU
Gongylonema pulchrum is the source of this 264-nucleotide messenger RNA. NCBI's taxonomy places the organism in Eukaryota, Metazoa, Nematoda, Chromadorea, Rhabditida, Gongylonematidae. The record is from the annotation of a GenBank genome assembly.